Molecule: messenger RNA, 984 nt
Organism: Musa acuminata AAA Group (dessert banana)
Lineage: Eukaryota; Viridiplantae; Streptophyta; Magnoliopsida; Zingiberales; Musaceae
Exons: 1
Coding region: 1-984 (327 amino acids)
Source: RefSeq, a predicted model, not a curated record
AUGAGAAGUCCGCGGGCGUUGGCGGACCAAUCGAAGUACUGCCGCUUCCACCGGCAACAUGGGCACGACACUGAACAGUGUCGGGAGCUAAAGAGACAGAUCGAGGAGCUCAUCCGUAGGGGGCACCUCGGCCAGUACCUCCGCCCAAACAAGGAACCUUCGCCAUGCCCGGAGGGUCCCGUCGAGCGACACAUCGACGUAAUAACUGGCGGCCCCGCGUCUGGUGGGGAUUCCAUGACCAGAAAGAAGGCGUACGCCAGAGCUGUCUCAGCCGAAGCUCCCAGACACGCGCCCGGGCCUAACGUCACCUUCCCGGCCAGGACAUCCGAACAGUCCGAGCACGACGAUGCGCUCGUGAUAUCAGCCAGAAUCGCCAAUGCGCAGGUAAGAAGAAUUAUGGUCGAUACCGGGAGCUCGGCCGACAUAUUCUACUUCGACGCCUUCCAGAAGCUCGGCUUAUCCAGAGACAACACGAAGCCGAUAUCCUCGGCGCUCACCGGAUUCACUGGUGAUUCAAUCUCACCACUAGGGGCGAUCACUUUGCCCUUAACCCUGGGAACCCCGCCGAGGUCGAAGACAGUAAUGACCACCUUCUUGGUGAUCGACCUCCCUGCCGCAUACAACGCCAUUCUCGGUCGACCGACCCUCAACAAAAUCAGAGUCGUCGUCUUGACCUACUACCAAACUGUGAAGCUCCCGACCCACGCCGGGACCGGAGAGAUCACAGGAAGUCCUCGAGAAUCCCGGCGCUGCUACCUGACUGCCAUCUCCUUACACAAGAGGGCCAGGAUCGCAUCGCCGUUGGCAGACCCCCGGGAAACCCAGAAGCCAGCCCCCCAUCUUGAGCCGAGGGGGUCCACCAUCGCUGUGCCGCUGCUAGAGGAUCGGCCGGACCAGACGGUUAGGAUCGGGUCAGAGCUACUCGAGCAAGAACGAGGACAGCUCGUCGGCCUCCUACAGGAGAACGCUGAUGUCUUCGCCUAG